Molecule: messenger RNA, 1725 nt
Organism: Myotis lucifugus (little brown bat)
Lineage: Eukaryota; Metazoa; Chordata; Mammalia; Chiroptera; Vespertilionidae
Gene: ANKRD1
Product: ankyrin repeat domain 1
Biological process (GO): regulation of transcription by RNA polymerase II
Cellular component (GO): nucleus
Molecular function (GO): RNA polymerase II-specific DNA-binding transcription factor binding
Source: RefSeq, a predicted model, not a curated record
CCAACUGAAGGGAUUCAUUCCGCAGGAGAAAAACACACAAACGAACUUUAGGCCAACAUGAUGAUGCUGAAAGUGGAAGAGCUGGUCACAGGGAAGAAGAAUGGCGGUGGGGACACUGGGGAGUUCCUCCCUGAGGAUUUCACAGAUGGAGAGUAUGAAGCUGCUGUUACUUUGGAGAAGCACGAGGACCUGAGAACACUUCCGGCCCACUCAGUGAGCCUUGCGGAGCAGCAGUGGAAAAUUGAGAAACAGAGAGAGGCAGAGCUCAAGAAGAAAAAACUAGAACAAAGAUCAAAGCUUGAAAAUUUAGAAGACCUUGAAGUUAUCAUUCAACUGAAGAAAAAGAAAAAAUACAGGAAAACUAAAGUUCCGGUUGUGAAGGAACCUGAACCUGAAAUCAUCACAGAACCUGUGGAUGUGCCUCGGUUUCUGAAGGCUGCCCUGGAGAAUAAACUGCCAGUAGUAGAAAAAUUCUUGUCAGACAAGAACAAUCCAGAUGCCUGUGAUGAGUAUAAACGGACAGCUCUGCAUAGAGCAUGCUUGGAAGGACACCUGGCAAUUGUGGAGAAGUUAUUGGAAGCUGGAGCACAGAUCGAAUUCCGUGAUAUGCUUGAAUCUACAGCCAUCCACUGGGCAAGCCGUGGAGGAAACGUGGAUGUCUUAAAAUUGUUGCUGAAUAAAGGAGCAAAAAUCAGUGCCCGGGAUAAGUUGCUCAGCACGCUGCACGUGGCGGUGAGGACGGGCCACUAUGAGUGCGCGGAGCAUCUCAUUCCCUGCGAGGCGGACCUCAACGCCAAAGACCGAGAAGGAGAUACCCCGCUGCACGACGCCGCUGGGAAGACCCCGAUGGACCUGGUGUUACACUGGCAGAACGGAACCAAAGCGAUAUUUGACAGCCUCAAAGAGAACUCCUACAAGACCUCUCGCAUAGCUGCGUUCUAGGAGACACGACCGACCGACCGACCGACCACGGGCUUUCUUCAGCUGCUCCUCACCGGUGGUCUUUGGAAGGCCGGGCCCCAGAGAAGAGCAACUUAGUUACAAAACCCUGCUUCUCCUCAUCAACCUAUGGUCAGGCUGCACCUUGUAAAGUUUCAAGAAAGCACUGGGACAUAGGCAUUGAAAUUUCCCUUAGGGCGACCCACUCUAUUUAUUUGUAUCUAUUCCUGUGCAUUUACUUAUUUAUUCUUAAAUGAACUCCACUAUCACUGAUACUCAGAUUCUUUAUGCUCAUCCGUUUGGUGGGCAGAGCUUGAUUCGUACACAACGCUCCAGAGCCUUCCCGUAGAUAGUCCGUAACCCAUGCCAAUGAGCAGUGCUCAGUGGCUGCCUAUGUGUCACCUCACUCACGUAGGAUAUUUCAAGGUGUUUCUAAGAGACAAAGGUGAUUAUUGCCGCCCUCUUUUCUCCUGAAUUUUUACUGCUGAAGUCUGAGGCAAUGGAAAAGCAUACAGUGACGGAAACAGUAGCAUGGAAGAGAAGGACAGGAAAGCCAGCCGUUUUCCGGCUGGGCCUGGUAUUCCUUACCAAGUCACGCACUGUGCUAAGGUGAAGCGGAUGUUGCGAGUGUGAGCGGAGUGCAGUGGAAGGAGUGGGCAACGGGGCCAUGCAGAAUGGGAUUUGCUCAAAAAGAUGAAAGUAACGGCAAAUUGUAAAUGUGUAAAUGUAUCUUAUGUCGUAUGUAUAUUUUAUAUUCAUAAUAAAAGCAAACACAUUCUAAACCUC